AUGGCUUCUACAGAGGACCCUGUUUCCUCGGCUCCUCCUGCUGAGGUUCUGGUUGAGGCUGAGGUUGAAGCAGAAGAGGUAGCUCCCGCUACUCCUGUGGAAUCAACCAUUCUCUCGGGCAGCGAAGAGCCUGUGACUAGCCCAGAUGCCUCCAAGGAUAAGGAAAAUGUGAAGGUGUCCCCAAGCAAGAAGCCCGUCUCUCCCAGCAAGCGUCCAGUGUCUGGAACCUCAGCCACGAGGCGGCCUGGCUCCAUAUCGGGCACCACCGCGACGAAGACCACCCCGUCUGCCACACGUCCAUCUGCUACAAACGGCAGUACCCUGAGCAAGCCUCCGACUCGCCCGCACACCACAUCGUCGACUACCGUCCGCAAGCCCCUGAGCACGUCAACCACGGCCUCCCACCGCUCUCGUCCCUCCAUCAGCUCCGCCGACGAGAAGACGCGAUCUGUUGCAAGCUCCGGAGACGAACGCAGGGGCAUCUCAAGCACCGCCAAACGGAUGUCCCUCGCUGGACCUACGACCAGCAGGACCGUGGCCAAGUCGAGUACCUCGACCCUGGAUCGACGAUCUAGCAUCGCAUCGACCACUUCCGAGAAGCGAACCAUCCCGGCUCGCCCGGGCACUACUACCAGGCCGACGACCACAACUACCCGCCACACAACCUCUAGUACUACCGCACGGACCGUGACAAAGCCAUCUGCAGCCACAACCGCUACGAGGAGACUGAGCACUGUCCCAAAGAGCUCUGAGGAUGCGGAGAAGCUGCACUCGCUGCAGACCAAGCUUUCAGAAAGCGAGGCGACUGUCGCCAGCCUCAAGGCAGAACUAGAUGCUGUCAAUGAGAAAUUGGCCCAGCUCUCCCAGACGCAGGAGGCUUCCAAAGACCAUGACGACAUUACAAAGGCUCUCCAGGAACAGCACGCCGCAGAGAUUGGACAGCUGGUGUCUAACCAUGAGGAACAGCUGCAGGCUCUCCGUACCCAACUGGAGGAAGCGGAAACAAAGCAAAAGGAGCUCGAGGAAAAGUCUCUUAGGGAGAUGGAGGACGCAUCUCAGGCAGCCGCUGCUCAAGGAGAUGAAAAACUGGCUGCUGCGCUCGAGGAAUUGAAACAAACCUACCAAUCUCAGCUAGAGGCGCUGGAGAAGGAACUCUCUGAGCACAGGACCACUGCCGCUCAGUAUGCUGAAGAGAUUGACUCUCUCAAAGGCGAGUUGCAGUCUCAGAUCGACGGCUUUGAGACAACUACCAAGAGUCUGGCAGAGGAAAAGGCAACGGCUCUUGAGGAACUGCGUCGGGAACUGGAGGCUGAAAGCCAAAGCCUGGCGCAAUCCAAGGAAGAAGCUGUUCGUGCUGCUGAGGAAUCUGCGAGACAGUCUGUCGCAACCUUGGAAGAGAAGGUCGCCUCGCUCGAGGCCCAGCUCACAGAGGCGGAAGCCUCUACUACACAGGGUCGUGAGGAGACCACCGCUCAGCUGGCAGAGAAGGAAAAAGAGGCGGCUGAAUUGAAGCAGGCCUUUGAGGCUGCUCAAGCAGAGCUUCAACAAGCUCAGGAGGCUGCCAAGAGCGAACUUGCUGAGAAGACCAAAGCACUAGAGGUAGAUCAUCAGGCGUUGGUUUCCAGGCUCACGGCAGAGCAUGAGGAAGCCCUCCAAUCCGCCGCAGGUUCUCAUGCUGAGGAACUCGCAAACGCAAAGGCAGCUAUGGAAUCUGCCACUGCUGCUCACGCUCAGCAGCUGGAAGAACUCCAGACUUCCUUUGCCACGGGCCAAGAGAGUGCUAUCAGCGAGCUUAAAGCGGCCAAGGAAGCCGAAGUCCAGUCUCUUCAGCAAAAGCUUGAGGCUGCUGAACAGUCUCUUGAAAAGACCCGACGCGCUCUGGAAGAGGGAGCCAAUGCCGCCCAGGCGGUUGCCGUCGAAGAAAUUGGAUCCCUCAAGGAGAAGGUCACUACUCUUGAGUCCCAGCUAUCCACACAACAGGGCGAGAUCCAAGCACUCCAGGCCGAGAUUCAGAGCAAGCAGGCGGAAGCCGAGGCACUACAGCAAAAUCUCGUUGCAUUUGAGACCAAGGUCAAGUCCAAGGACGUUGAGCAGCAAAAUCACUUGCAAGCUGCGGAGGAGAGGGCAGCCACGGCUGAAAAGCUGCUGGAGGAGCAUAUCCAAAAGGCCGCUGCGGCCUCCGAAGAGCAUUCACAGUCUCUAGAAGCGUUGCAGGAGGCGGAGGAAAGGGCAGCCGGUGCUAAAAAGGCUCUGGAGGAGCAUAUCCAGAUCGCCGCCACCGCGUCCGAGGAUCAUUCACAAUCUCUGGAAGCGCUGAAGGCGGCGCAUGCUGCAGAGUUGGAGAAAGUCACGGCGGAGGUGUCUGGCUCCCAUGAGCAGGCCCUGGGCGAGCUCCAAGCUAAGUACGAUGAACUGUUGUCCAAGAACACCAGCAUGGAGUCUACGCACGUGGAGAAGCUCGGAUCGCUGGAGGCUGAACUGAAGUCAGCAGUUGAGAGCGUCGCCUCUCAGAGCACCGCCCACGCAAAGGAGCUCGCCGAGCUCCAGCAGCAGCAUGAGGAAGCCAAGAUCAAGCUACAGGCAGAACUGGAGGCUUCCGAGGUAUCCAAGGCUGCUCACCUUGACGCAGAGCACAGCAAGGCCAUUGAAGAGCUUCUCACCGUACAAGACUCUAAGCUGUCUGGCCUCCGAGCAGAUCUUGAGUCGUCCCACCAAGCCAAAUUGGGCGAACUUCAGCAGUCUCACGAUGCGGCAAUCGCGGAACUUACAGCCCAGCUCACGCAGGCCCAGGCCGCCGCUCAGGAUACUUCCGCACUGGACAACUUGAAGACGACCAUUGCGGAUCUGGAGACGAAGCUGGCUGAUGCAGAGCAGUCCGCCACCCAAUCUCACUCUCAGCAUGCCGAGGAAAUCUCCCGACUGGAGAAGGAAAAGAACGAGUGGGAAGCUAAGCAUCAGACGGUAAUUCGCCAGGUCGAAGAGCUGGAAAAGUCCCAGGCCGCUUCUGCAACCACUCAAUCCGAACUGGAGGCAGCGUCGAAGCAACUCUCCGUGGCCCAGGAAGAAUUUUCACAGCUCCGUGCCAAGCAUGACGCGGUCGCUAGCGAGCUUGAGGAGAUUAAGACUCAGAACCGGGCCAUGGAAGAGAGGCUCACCGAGGGAGAGAAGAACCUCAACGACCAAAUCGACAAGAACAUGACUCUUCUCAACCAGCUGGGCGAGGUUGACUCGUCCAUCUCUGUCAGUCGCAAGCGUAUUCGCGAGCUCGAGGCCGAACUGGCUGCCUUGAAGGCAGAGAAGGAGCUCAUUAAGGGAUCAAAUAUCGGUCUGGAAGGUAGCCGAUGGGCAGGCGACGAGGAGCAGGCGCCAGCUGGCGAAGACGGCCAGCCAGCCGCAGUGGAAGGUGAGGACAUUGGUUCAUCGAUUGAGGGAACGAUGGCCAGCAUUCAGGAACAGCUUAAACAUAUUCGGACUGCUAAUGAUGACUGGCAUGACGAGCAUCGACGACUCAUUGGUGAACUGGCACAGCUGUCACGACGAGCGACGCCUAAUCCCCCUAGCCAGCCGGCUACGCCUCAGCCCGAAACAUCGAGUGAAACGGUGUCCUAAGGGGCGUCGGGUGGUUUUGUAAUUUCUUUUCUUUGUGAUUCUGUACAGGAUUAAGAUGUAUGUAAUAAGCUGCUCAGGAUACCCGAUUGAAGUACCGUUGCUGCGUGGAUUGACCUAAUUAUUGUGACCCGGUAUCUGGGCAUGUCUAUAAUCUCACUUCAUCUUUAGUUUCAUGUUCAUUCC
This is a messenger RNA of Aspergillus ochraceoroseus IBT 24754, 3792 nucleotides long. Its product is annotated as M protein repeat protein. Bases 1 to 3609 code for a protein of 1202 amino acids. Gene Ontology annotation, molecular function: small GTPase binding. Gene Ontology annotation, biological process: Golgi vesicle transport. The record is from RefSeq and is a predicted model, not a curated record. Gene Ontology annotation, cellular component: Golgi apparatus. NCBI's taxonomy places the organism in Eukaryota, Fungi, Ascomycota, Eurotiomycetes, Eurotiales, Aspergillaceae. The transcript is spliced from 3 exons.